Phalaenopsis equestris is the source of this 701-nucleotide messenger RNA. Its product is annotated as putative 4-coumarate--CoA ligase-like 8. Gene Ontology annotation, molecular function: CoA-ligase activity. The record is from RefSeq and is a predicted model, not a curated record. Gene Ontology annotation, cellular component: peroxisome. NCBI's taxonomy places the organism in Eukaryota, Viridiplantae, Streptophyta, Magnoliopsida, Asparagales, Orchidaceae.
UGCUAUGGUCUAACAGAAAGUAGCGGACCCAUAACACUUUGUGAUGGAUUGGAAGGUAAUUUACACCUUUCAAUAGGCAGGCUGAUCCCAUCUGUGGAGGCCAAAAUAGUUCAUGCUCGCACUGGUAAAUCUCUUCCACCAAACAAGCAUGGAGAGCUAUGUGUAAGGGGACCUCCAGUCAUGCAAGGCUACCUGAACAACCCAGAAGCUACCUCUGUCGCCAUUGAUGAACAAGGAUGGCUUCACACAGGCGAUCUGUGUUAUAUAGACAACGAAGGGCUGGUCUACGUGGUUGAUAGAAUUAAAGAGCUAAUCAAAUAUAAAGCUUAUCAGGUUGCUCCAGUAGAGCUGGAAGAAAUCCUAUCAACCCAUCCUGCAGUCGAAGAUGUGGCAGUGAUACCGUUUCCUGAUGAGGAGGCUGGACAGAUCCCUAUGGCUUGUGUGGUGAGGAAGGCAGGUUUUGAGCUGCAGAAGGAUGAAGUAAUUGCUUUCAUGGAAGACAAGGUGGCUCCAUACAAGAAGAUUAGGAAGGUAAUGUUUGUGGACUAUAUUCCAAGAACACCGUCUGGAAAAAUCAUUAGAAGGCGUCUCAAGGACACAGAUUUCAUUCAUCAGAGGCCAGAAAUGUCAGCAAGACUCUGAAUUAAUUAUGACUACCAGCACUUAAUUUUAAUUCCAAAUUUAUAAGAAAAAAAAAUAUA